Molecule: messenger RNA, 4348 nt
Organism: Corythoichthys intestinalis (scribbled pipefish)
Lineage: Eukaryota; Metazoa; Chordata; Actinopteri; Syngnathiformes; Syngnathidae
Gene: itih6
Product: inter-alpha-trypsin inhibitor heavy chain family member 6
Exons: 17
Coding region: 189-3497 (1102 amino acids)
Biological process (GO): hyaluronan metabolic process
Molecular function (GO): serine-type endopeptidase inhibitor activity
Source: RefSeq, a predicted model, not a curated record
CUAGCUAAAAGGGAUAUUUGAGGUGUGUUUUCUUCCCCUCGGGAAGGGGGAGGGAGUGGGAGACCCAUGCAUGCACACAAGCAGGCACAUAGUAAUAGUUGGUGUUUAAAAUUGGAGGUGCGUCACUCCUCAGGACUUCUCAUCUUACUUUUGUUUUAACAUCGAAAAACAGAUUUGUUUUGGGCAAGAUGCAUUUGACCUUAAAAUGCAUUUUGCUUUUCUUCUUAUGUGCUCAUGAGGGAUUAUCUCGGGAUGAUACGGUUCAAAAUCUUCCAAAGAGAGGCAAACGCCAAAGUAAAGCAACGAGACCAGUGCUGAAGGUGACCGACUAUCAUUUGAAGUGUUCGGUGACGUCCCGCUACGUGGUCACAACGGUGCAGAGUUCCAUCUGGAACCAGAUGGGCGUCACCAAGGAGGCCGCCUUCGAGGUCGACCUGCCUUCCUCGGCAUUCAUCUCCAACUUCUCCAUCAUUUCCAACGGCAAGGUGUAUACAGCCCAGGUGAAGGAACGAGCCAUGGCCAGGAAAAUGUACGACGCCGCAAAGAAGCAAGGAAAAGCAGCAGGACUUCUCGCUACCAAAGAGAGGGAGAUUGAAAAGUUUCGCGUUGCCGUGAGCGUGCCACCGGGAGCUCGCAUGUCCUUCUGCCUCACUUACGAGGACCUGCUACGUCGCCGCCUCGGCCGCUACGAACUCAGCGUGGGUCUCAGACCCGGCCAGCCCGUGGAGAACCUCACGUUAGAAGUCACUCUCGCGGAGCCGACGGGCAUCACUUUCAUCAAGGUUCUUCCGCUACGGACCAGCAGACUCCUGUCCGGCGACAACGCUCGAGGUGAUGCAGAAGCUCCCGCAUCAACUCAUCUCGAGGAGAGCGUCGGCUGCGCUCGGGUUGCUUACAGUCCCACUUUUCAGCAGCAGAUGGACAUUUCCCCCAAAGGUCUGAACGCGGACUUUGUCAUCCAGUACGACGUGAACGUGACCGACCUGAUGGGCGACAUUCAGGUGUUUGACGGCUACUUUGUGCAUUACUUUGCACCCAGAGGACUCCCCGUGGUUCCCAAAGAUGUCAUAUUUGUCAUCGACGUCAGCGGAUCCAUGAUCGGCACCAAAAUCAAACAGACCAAGCAGGCAAUGAGCACCAUCCUCGGGGACCUGAGGGAAGGAGACCACUUUAACAUCGUGACUUUCUCAGACAAGGUUCACAUUUGGAGGAAAGGACGCACGGUGCGAGCCAAUCGGCAAAACGUUCGAGACGCCAAAGAGUUCGUUAAGAGGAUUAUUGCUGAAGGAUGGACCAACAUCAACGCGGCUCUGCUGUCAGCCGCCCAGCUCAUCAACUCGCCGUCCUCAGGCUCCCUCCGCGUCCCUCUGUUGGUCUUCCUGACCGACGGCGAGGCCACUGCGGGAGUGACUGCAGGCAGUGCCAUCCUGAGCAACGCCAAAAAGGCGCUGGGCUCGGCCUCGCUCUUCGGCCUGGCCUUCGGGGACGACGCCGACUUCCCCCUCCUCCGACGUCUGGCCCUGGACAACCGCGGCGUGGCCAGGAUGGUUUACGAGGAGGCCGACGCCGCCUUGCAACUCAAAGGCUUCUACGACGAAGUGGCCAGCCCCUUGCUGGCCGACGUACAGCUACGCUACCUGGACCACCAGGCGUUCGAAAUCACCCGCUCUCUCUUCCCGAAUUACUUCCAAGGAUCCGAGCUGGUGGUGGCCGGCAGGCUGCGAGCGGGGUUGAAGGACUUCAAAGUGUCCCUUUCUGCCAGCGAUUCCAAGCAACGAGUCAAACUAGAGAACAACAUCCCAGUCAACGGCACUCGGACCUCGCCGGACUGCUCGGGGCCUUCUGAAUGCUUGUCUGGCUUUGUACGUCGUCUUUGGGCGUUUUUCACCAUUAAGGAGCUGCUCCUGGCCAAACUCAACACCACGGAUGCCGUUACCCAAAAGCUCCUGGAAGACAAGGCCACCAACCUCUCCUUGGAGUACAACUUUGUCACUCCGGUCACUUCCCUGGUAGUAGUGAAGCCCGAUGCGGAAAAAGUCACUCCAAAGCCUACCGCAACGGUGACGAGUGCAACUACGGUCAGGAUGCCGGUUAGAAAGACGCCCCAGUCUCUCUCAAACCCAAGAACAAACAAGCCCAAUCCUCCUAAACGACUUCAAAAACCUUCAGUACUUACUCCUACUAUGAAAACCAGUAAAACAACCCCCAGCCUGGCCGUCACUCAUCCGAGCCCAGUGCUGUUCUCUGGCAAAAAGCUUUCACAGAACGAUACCAGGAGUGUUUCUUUGUCUCCUGCUGGAAAACGCCACAACUCUUCUCUCCAUUUUCCUAAGACAGCCCAGUUUACCACACCAGGAAAAGUCCACAUGUCCACUUCACCCACUUUGAUGCCAAAAGUAGCUGUCAGCAGAGUGCCACCCCUCGUCCAACCCACUGCCAGGCACACAGAACCGCAGGCCGGCACCACCACGUUUCCUCGCCCAAAUGUCACAGGCAUGCCACCGCUCACCGCGCUAACUCCGGACAGCCGUGUCUAUGUCGCCACACUGGUGGCUGCCACCUUUGCGCCCAUGCCCGGUGCUACGGACGCACCAAAGCUGUGGGAGGCGGCAGGACUUCUAGAUGUUUCUACCUCCAUUCAAAUCCAGAGAAAAGACGAUGACGAGACGUAUGACUACGACUACCAUGAUGCAUGGGGAAACAAUGCAGACAUGGAAUCUUUUGAACCUUCAUCCAGGCUGAGCGCCGAGCACUUCUCCUCAUCAGCGGAUGGGGACCCUCAUUUUGUUCUCCAAUUGCCAAAGCAACAACAGAACUUAUGUUUUACCGUGAAUGGACGAGCGAACGACGUGCUAAGGCUGGUGGACGACCCACAAAAAGGAGUAAUCGUGGACGGCCACCUGACCGGCGCUCCCUCCAAGCGCGGCCACGAAAACAGCUCCCGGACAUACUUUGACCACCUAAGUGUCUCGGCGGGAGAUGUCAAGAUCACGCUCUCUUUGGAUGAAGUGAUAGUCCGAGGAGAAGGACGGGACCGUCUGGACGUCAACCGAACGGCGUCUGUGACGAGGCGGGGCGUGACGGUCGCCGUGGACGACCGGCGGGGAUGCCGGAUCGAGCUGGCCGAGGACGUGCACUUCCUGGUUCUCUUCCACCGCUACAAGCACCCGAGCUACCUGCAGAUGGCGCACCUGGGGUUCUACAUCACGCGUGGACGAGGGCUGUCGGCCUCCACCCGGGGCCUACUGGGGCAGUUUCAGCACGCUGCUAUGAGCGUAGCGCCUUUGAAGGACCAUCAUGAAGAUCACGCUGAUGGAACGCCGGUCCGGGGGAUCCUGAGGCGUGGCUCCAAGCUGAUACCGGUCACCUUGCAGGACAAGUUGCUGAAAGACAGUGUACUGAGGCGACACACAGAGAAGUGCUGGGCGGUGCCAAAGUCGGAGAUAGAGCGACUACUCGCUCAUCCGUACAGCAGCUACGUGGUGGAUCGCGCGUAACCCAAGUCGACAGCUCCGCACUGUAGGGACACCGUCGCCAUGUCGUGGUUUCACCGAAGCUGAGCACGACACAAAGCUACGCUGUUGUCACUUUUUUACAGGAGAUGACAGACUUUGUGUACCAAUUAAACACCAAAGUGCCUCAACGAUCACUCAUAGACUUCAUAAUGAUAUUGACGGGGCGCUGGCCAAUUAAUAGGGGGCUUGCAUUGUUGGCGUGGCCGUCAAAGCUGACUGAGUGGAAUCACAGACAAAGAGGUUUUUUAGUUGAAAAUUCUUGUGAAUAAAUCCUUAAAUCCCGAAGUCUAUAGAUAUGGACGUAAAAGCAGUCUCGAUUCUUGGUUGAAAGCAAAGAAACGUGCAGUCAGCAUUUAUUUUACGUAAAAAUGUCAAAGUACGAUGGUAGUCAGUUGAUGUGGCGGUCGCCAUAUGUAAACAGAGCUUUCCCGGUGAAAAUUCUUGUGAAUCAAUGCUUGAAUCCGUGAAUUCUAUAUACAUAUAUAUAUGGACAUAAAACAGUCUCGAUUCUUGGUGAAAAGCAAAAAAUAAACGUGCAGUUACGAAAUACGUCGAAGUACGAUGCUAGUCUGUUAGUCAAUGUGGCGGCCGCCAUAUGUAAACAGAGCUUUUCCGCUGAAAAUUCUUGUGAAUAAAUGCUUAAAUCCCUGAACUCUUUAUAGAUAUGGACGUAAAACAGUCUCGAUUAUUGGUUAAAAGCAAAAAAAAACGUGAAGUUAGCAUUUAUUUUACGUAAAUAUUGCAAACUAUGAGACGAGUCAUUAAGGAGAUUAGCAGCCGCCAUAUGUAAACAAAGUUUUUCUGUUGAAAAUUCUUGUGAAGAAAUGCUUAAA